This is a messenger RNA of Lentinula edodes (shiitake mushroom), 2732 nucleotides long. RefSeq lists its product as uncharacterized. The transcript has 4 exons. The record is from RefSeq and is a predicted model, not a curated record. NCBI's taxonomy places the organism in Eukaryota, Fungi, Basidiomycota, Agaricomycetes, Agaricales, Omphalotaceae. Bases 251 to 2626 code for a protein of 791 amino acids.
AGCUGGUUGCCGCUUCAUCCGAGUUCAGUAUCCUUGUCCAAUCAAUUCAUUGAACAAUUGUAAGUAACCAGCGAACUCAACGCGCACAUCGUAGGCCCGCUGUAAAUGUUCGCUGCCCACGCCCCUCCCACGUGUUGUUCGGUCGAGAACGUUUUCAUCAUCAUACGUGAUUCUGUUGACUCACGAUCUAUUUCCGACCUCACAUAUAACCUCCCCGCCAACGCCACAAUUUGCUCUUCCUUCGUCCACAAUGAUGAUUCCGCAGGCAAAACCUGAAUCUACUGCAUCCCACUCGACGUUGAAGGGACCAUCGCUUCCUCCUUCCAGACAAGAAUCGUCUGAUUAUGACUGGUUUACAAGUUUCAUACAGAGGAAGGGUGCUAUGACUCCUUUGGAGUCGAGCCCGUUGUCAGACUAUGACUGUGUUCUGCUGAGCUCACCGUCUAGCGCUCGCUCGCACAUCAGUGUACGGACACCUUCUCCAUCAGCAGAGUCUCAACGUCCUAUCGACCGUAGCACCACCAUCUAUCAACCUCUCACAGCUAUCAGACCCUCUUCUGGUCACGGGUCAUCAGAUUCGAAUCCUGAAUCAUUGCUUGAAGAUGUUGAACGCGGGAGAAGACUUCAUGGACAACCGGUGACAAGUAGGAUGAGGUCUCCUGUACCUAUCGUACUACCCUCUCCUGAACAUACUUGGUCGCCAGUGCUAAUUCGACCACCGUCAUACACUUCGCUUGACAACAGACUUACCGGUCUAACAGCUACCACUGAUCAGCGUGGAGCAAGUCCUAUCUCUCGGUUGUCGACGCCACAAUCGUUGUACGAGAGUAGGCCGAGUACGGCUAUGCAAGAGUUGCCACCCCCAAACGAAGAGCGUACGAAUGAAGCUAGCAUUCAUUCUUCAUCGGUUCACAGUUCGCGUCUUCCUACCUCUAUUUUGGCUGUUCGCUCUCCGUCACCAGUUUACACUCGUAGUUCUUCUGGUUCUGCUCGUUCGCAGUCUCCUCCACCUGUCAUUCCUGUCCUCAGUAACAUUCCCUCUACUCGUACCUGCUCUCCUUCUUCUAUCCGGGCUUGGUCACAACCUCCCUUCGGAAACAAUGUUCCUCGUCCAUUUGUCUAUACUCCCAUUCCUCCUUCUCCGUCUCAAUCUUUCAUGAGGUAUCAUUCCCCAAGGAUUGCUCCUUUCUCGAACUUGCCUGCCGUCUUCACGCCAUCAUCUGCGCCAGAGCUCACACCUAGGUUGCUGGGAGAGCCUUCGCGUGUGAUCCCGCCUCUGUGCUCCGGCGUGCCCUCUCUCGUGUCCCGCAUGCACGACGGCACUGGUGUCGGUACAACCAAGAACGAUCAUACUGAUUCUGAUCCCAAUUUCAUUCCUUGGGUCCCACCAACGCCGCCACCAAUUACCCCCUCUGUGACGUCUACUAUUCUGCAUCGCCCACAUGACCACACAUGGACAGGCGCGAAUUGGGGUCCAGGUCAGAAGGGCCGUUUCGAUCCUAACCAUAAUUCUCCAUGGGUCCCUCUUCGCCCACCAAUUGCUCAAACUCAAGGCGUAGUGAAUGCAUCGAGUUCACCCAAUCUGCAUCAUCAAUCUUCUCAGUUUCCUCAGGUCACUCCUUAUGGCUCAUGGAAUUCACCUUUGCAGCCGUUCAUCCCUCCUGUUAUCCCUCCUCCACCACCUGAUACACCGAAAGUUAACGAUAGUAGAUGGGCCUGUGGUCCUCGCGGUGGUGUCGGUGACAGUAGUGUCGGCGGGGUCUUCGGUGUUGGUGGUUACAGUGGUUUCGGUAAUGGCCCCAGUGGUGCUGUCUGGCCUGUACCCCCCUCCUUCCCCGCGCCAACUCACCCGUUCCCAUCUACGUUCCAUACAAUUCCAUCUGUACCACCCUCGUUGCCUGGCUUUUCUCAUGUGUCGCCCUCGUUUCCGCCAGGAUUUAUCCCAACCAGUCAGGUGUCUCGUAUCCCUGAUCAACCAGCGGCACCCAAUGUAGUACCUCUGUCUCCCAAAUAUCAUCAUAGAUAUUACUUCUAUGAUGGGAGUGUUCUCAUCUUAGUUCACAAUACAUUGUACAAAAUCCACCAGUGUUUCUUUCGACAUUUCACACAAUUACAGCUUUUCCAUCACAGCAUGCAACAGGGCUAUACUCGGAGUGUCGACCCUCGGUUUGAAUCUGUGUUUUCUAUCGCAGAUGUCCAGGGUAGCCAAACGAUACAGUUACGUGGAAUUGAGUGUCGGCAGUUUGACAUUGUUCUCUCGCUGUUUUAUCCAAUUGAUCUUCUUGAACCCCAACCCAAAACAUUCGCCGACUGGUCCGAUAUACUCCACGUCGCUCACACCAUCGACAUCCCUCCAGUCCGUACCCUCGCCAUCUCCAAAAUAUCUCAACUUGGACCCAAAGUUGUACCCCCUGUCGACAAAAUUGUGUUGGCGGACAAGUAUGGUAUCAAGGAGUGGUUUUUGCCGGCGUACAUGGAAUUGGUUGGACGGAUGGAGGAUUUGAGUGUCGAGGAAUGUGAAAAGCUUCCUAGUGGUGGUGCAUUGUUAGUUGAUACAUUGAAGGAUGAGGUGAAGGAACAGAUCAGGAUGCUGGUUGAGGAAGACUCGAUGUAUCUGCCUAUGUGAUAAAAUUCUUUUUCGUUUCUUGAUUCUCGGUCGCAAGAGUACAAUUGUACAAUAUAAAUGUCGUCUGUUCGUUAUUUCUCAAAUACAAGUACGUUUUUUGGUAAAA